Messenger RNA from Colletotrichum costaricense, 339 nucleotides. RefSeq lists its product as uncharacterized. The record is from RefSeq and is a predicted model, not a curated record. The transcript has a single exon. NCBI's taxonomy places the organism in Eukaryota, Fungi, Ascomycota, Sordariomycetes, Glomerellales, Glomerellaceae. Bases 1 to 339 code for a protein of 112 amino acids.
AUGUGGAGAUGGCCUUGGCACGCCUCACGGUGGAGACGUCUCGUGGGCUUCUGCUGCAGCACUGGCACAACUGCACUUCGCUUCCAGGCUUUCUCCCAUGGGCGGUCAGGGUCGUCAUCAGGGAUGACCUUUCCUUAUGCUCCCUGUGACAUGCCAGCUCAGAAGGACGCUCACCAAGGCACGCGAGGAGAAGGAGGCGACUUCUGGGUGGGAAUCCACAUGCAGAGCGGCCUGGCGAGAACAACUGUCAACAAACCGUGCAUCCCACCGCGGGCUGGACGAGGAUCAAUGGGCCUGGAAGAACUCUACGGAAGGAAGAAUUGGGUCUGCCUGCAAUAG